Molecule: messenger RNA, 1383 nt
Organism: Gastrolobium bilobum
Lineage: Eukaryota; Viridiplantae; Streptophyta; Magnoliopsida; Fabales; Fabaceae
Exons: 6
Coding region: 7-1383 (458 amino acids)
Molecular function (GO): metal ion binding
Source: RefSeq, a predicted model, not a curated record
CAAGGUAUGGAGCGUGUGGUGGCAACAGUGAGCGGGUACCAUGGCUCGGAGCGGUUCAAUCUCAUCAAGCUGAUUUCACAUGUCGGGGCCAAUUAUGUUGGUGCUAUGUCGAAAUCAAUCACGCACCUGGUGUGUUGGAAGUUUGAAGGAAGGAAAUAUGAUAUUGCCCGAAAGUUCAGAAUACUUAUAGUCAACCACCGAUGGAUUGAAGACUGCAUAAAGGAACGAAGACGUGUCCCUGAGGAUUCUUAUCUCUUGCAAAGUGGACAUGAAGUAGGGCCAUUGUUACUGGAAGUUCCAGUCAGUGUUCAAACAAGUAGCUUGAUAAAGAAUAGAGUGGUUAGCAACAGGUUAUAUGAUAUUAGUUCUGAAAAGCAAAAUACCGACUUCAGUCCCGGAGCUUCUGAAAAUUCUGUUUCGAAAGAUCUUUGUUUAAUGACAAAGCAUGAGGAGUCAAGUUCGUAUUCAUCUAGACUGUCAAGGAAAGGAAAAGAAAAUAAAUUCAAUGGUAAUGGAGCUGGUACUGUGGAUGGACGUUCUCGCAAAGGAAGAAGGCUUGUGAAAAGUAUUGUUGAUAAAGAGGUGUUGGAGCCUUCAAUUUUGGAUUUAAGCCCUGAGAACCACCUUAGCAGAACGGAUAGACUACAUACAGAUGGUGCAGCUACCUCAAGCCUUUCUGGUGGUGUCAAUAAUAAAAAUAUUCUAGAAAAUAGAGAAGGCCCAGAUGCUGGAUUAUAUAAUCAAUGUAGAACUAUCGAUGGAGGUUCAGAUGGCAUUGAACAGAUCAGAGAUUCAACAUUGUUUGUAGAAGAUCCCCUUCCUAUGGCACAAACAUCAAUAGAUUUAUGUUCCAGUGCUGAAGAGUUCACAGUUGGUGAUCACGUUGAUAAUGUUACUAGUUCACCUACUACAAAAGAGUUGUCGUGUGUUAUAUGUUUCACGGAUUUCAGCUCAACAAGGGGGAUUCUACCGUGUGGGCAUCGGUUUUGUUUUCCAUGCAUCCAGACUUGGGUUGAUCAUACGGCUUCAAAGGGAAAAAUAUCAACCUGCCCUUUGUGCAAGGCGAGUUUUAUAAUGAUCAAGAAAAUUGAGCAUGCAGCCACAACUGAUCAAAAAGUAUUCUCCCAGACAAUCCCAUGUGAGAAUUCAGCCUCAGAUAUUUUUAUCCCCAUGGAUAUAGAACUACCUGAUAAUAGCUUUGAGUCCUCACAGGCAGGUGCUUGUGUAGUUUGCCGUGGUCGGGAACCUGAGGAUCUCCUUGAGAGUUGCGAUGUUUGCCGGACUCGAAGAAUCCAUUCAUAUUGCAUGGACCCUCCUUUACGACCCUGGACAUGCACUCACUGCAAAGAACUUCGGAUUCUUUAUCGUAAUCACUCAUAUUAA